Messenger RNA from Panicum virgatum (switchgrass), 3568 nucleotides. RefSeq lists its product as uncharacterized. The transcript has 9 exons. NCBI's taxonomy places the organism in Eukaryota, Viridiplantae, Streptophyta, Magnoliopsida, Poales, Poaceae. The record is from RefSeq and is a predicted model, not a curated record. The coding region runs from base 361 to 2031 and encodes 556 amino acids. Gene Ontology annotation, cellular component: Ino80 complex.
AUCCUCCAGCUUUAGCUGGCAGGCUCGCUCCAGCUCGGCUCAUUGACAUCCUCUCGAUCAGGGCUCAUCCGCUCAGGGAUGACGACUGGACGACGGACUGGGCGUUCAUCUCCUCCCUCUGUUUCUUAAACCUUUCCCUUCUCUCGGACCUCUCCUCCUUUGCUCUUCCUUCCCUGGCGGCGACGACUGGGCGAGUGGCGGCGCCAUUUGUCCUGUCUUCGCCCAGCCCUUCGCCGGCGACGAGCGCAUCCUCCAGGUGCGUAUGGUUGUCUUUGACGUCCGAAAUAAAUCAAGGUUGAAGUAAGAUUAAGGAGUUAUUCAAAAGCACAAGGUUUCCAGCCUUUCCAGUUAAAUGAUCAAAUGACCUGUAGAAUGUCAGCAAGCAAGCAAAAGAAACGACAGAUAAAUUGUACCAAUUCAGAGCAAUAUAGGCCAGUGAAGAAAACCAAAUUUGACUCAUCCAAUUGUCUAGUAAGUUUGAAGCCUCAUAUUGGUCUUAAAUGGGACCAGUAUCUGAGGAGAGUUGUGCCAGAAAAGGAACAAGUCGGAAUUUUGUGGUCAGACUUGGCCCCUUUCAUAGAAAGCCAGGAACAUUGUUCUGGCCUUGCUGAUGUUACAUAUGUUCCUCCAGAAACUUUUUCUCUUGAGAGCCUGAGAGGUGUGCUAUCUUAUGAGGUAUGGUCUACAUGUCUGACAGAAACUGAGAGAAAGUUUCUCAAACAAUUUCUUCCAAGCGAGACUGAUGCAGAAGAAACUGUACAUUUGUUGCUUACAGGAAAAAAUCAUCACUUUGGAAAUCCUUUCCUGAGCUGGUCAUCUUCUCUUUGCUAUGGUGAUAUUCAUCCGGAUGCCAUACUUGACAAGGAGAAGCACAUAAAAAGGGAUGAGAAGGCGUAUCGUUUUAACUUGCUUAAUUACCAUUCCAACAUGGUUGACACCUUGAAGAAAUGGAGGAAGAGAUGGCUAAGCGGCGGUGAUAUGGAGACUUUGUUCAGGGAUAACCCUGGUAAUCAGAAGCAAGUAAUUAUGCAGCUGAAAGCUACUAAGAGUGCAAUGCCAAUGAAGGUUGCACAAAGAAUUGAUGUUUCAAAGUUUAUGUCAUACAUCAAGGUUAGUAGGACACAACUCAACCAUAUCAAGAGAUUGAAGCAAUCUGGGGAUGGCAUUCAGACCAAGCAUGUUUCACGUGUAAUUGGUGGCCUUGAUAAAUCCCAUGUAAAACCAUAUGGAGCUUUAUUAGAGGAUGAACAGAGGAGGUUGCAUGAACAUUGGUUGAACAUGUCGUGCAAUGAUAUACCUUCUGCUUUUGAGGUUCUUAAGGACAGGAAGGUGCAGGUGGAGAAAUCAAGAAAGUUAUUAAGCCUUGAGCUUGAAGAGAAGAAUGUAUCUGUCUCGAGAAAGGCAGAGCAAUUAACAGACAUAAUGAAAGAGCUAGGACAACCUAGUGCUAGCGAAAAUGAUGGUACCUCAAUUUUGCAAAAUAACCAGGUAAAACACUCACCUCAAAGUAUGUUGCAAGGUGGGGAUGAUCAGAACACAUCUCUUCAAGACUGCGAUGAUGAGCCAACUAAGUAUAUGGAAACCUCUAUUUACCAUAUUGGCAAUCAGAAUGUGGAAGAUCACGACCUCAUGGUAGUCAGGGGCACUGACAUAACUAGUCAGGGGAAGCAAAACUCUGAUGUGCAGUAUCAUAAUGGUGUCAGCUGCGUAGAUAAAGGCAUUUCCUGGUGUGGAAACAACCCUGACAAGCAGGAUGAUGAUCUCACAGAUAUCAAAUUGUGUAAAGAUGGCCUGGAUGUUAACAGUGAAGAUAUUGAAGAAAUCAGCUACAAAGGUGCAACCAAUAACAACUGUAGCUCAGAGAAUCAAGAGAUUAAGUCCAUUAAUUAUACAAACACACAUAUUGACACUCUUGACUGCGGAAAUUUGCAACUAGAAGAUCUUGAAGGUCCAUCAGUUCAUGCUCAUGAGCAAGAUCGGGACCUGGAAAGCAUCAGCCAUGAUGUUUUUGAAUCACAAUUGUGGCCGUAGUGCAAAUAUUUCUUCAGAAAUGAGUUAUCCAAAGACACACGAUGUAACUGUGAAUCAAGUAGAGACUGAGAACGUUAUGAUGAUACCGUCAAACAGUUCUUUACUAUUACUUAAGUCCUCUGGAGAACAAAUGCACGUGGAAGAUUUUCUGGAUCUAAAUGACCAAGUAGCAAACGGUGAGAAAAACAGAUGGCAGUUGGCAGGCCCUCUCCAGUCCCAUUAUCAUCGUCCAGAGAUUAUAAAUAAUGGCUCAGGUAACUUGCAGAUUACACAACCUUAUCUCUCUUCAGGACAACAAAGUUCUUCAGGUUACAUGGAUAAUGGCGUUAUAAGUCAGCAGCAGGAUCAACUCGCCACGUCUGCCUUUAUAAUGGACAACCCAUCAUCAAUUAUUGAGCCAUUCUCAAAUCUGCAGAGCAAUGAUACGAUCCAGAUGGCAAAGGACAUUGGGGCAGCUUCCUACCCUCUUCAACGUGCAAAUAGCAUCGAACCUGGUCUGCAUUCUUUGGUGAAUAACCGUUUGGCUCAAUCUGCCCCAUUUCCCAGGUCCUUGCAGGAGCAGCAGCAGUUAAUUGUUCAGAAUGAUAAUUGUCUCUAUGGACAACUUCACAAGGAUUAUUGUGCUGAUGUGAGCUUUCCAACUAAAGCAAACCCUCCUAUAUCUGAGCAGCAUUCUUAUGCUGCUUUUGGUCCGAUGGAUAAUAGGUAUAACUGGUUCCCUGAUGGUUGUCAGUUGCAUAAUAAUAAUACGUCAGGAUUGGAGUCUGGUAACUGCUUAACCCAGGCCUUGCCAAGCGGAAGCAACACCGAUGGAACUCUGUUCAGCGCCAUAUCUCAGUACAAGCAACCAUCAGUACACCUGGGACAUGGUGGGUCAAGCCGCUGCCAGGUCCUUGAACCAAGGAAUCAGGUUUGUCCACCACAAAAUUUUCUCCCUAGGAGUCAAGACACAAACCCUCCGUUUUCAGAUAUGCAUGGCUACACCCAGGAUAUGGCCAGUCGCACGGGCAGUCAGAUAGCACCUGUAGGCUCUCUGGAUGGCUCACAUUGGACAAACUUCAUACAGCAGAAUCCUGCAAUGGCGCCUGACUUCACAAACAGGCCGUUUCGAGGGCCCUGGACCAGAUAAUUCUUUAGGCACUAACUGAAUUGGUUAAUAAGGAGAUUGGGGACAGGCUGGAACAAAAUGUUUUCCAGCAUUGAUGACUGACGUCAUAGUGGUUUUGAGCAGCUUGAAUGCCUGCCCGAAGAUGGGCGCUGGGAAUCUGAAGAUUCAGGAGCUGAUGAUUCCCGUUUUUGCGGUUUUCUAUUUCUGCCUUUUGAUAAUAAGCUGUGCCCCAAUUCCCAUGUGUAGGCUGCCUCUGUAGUGCCCUCAGCAAACCAAAACCUGAUGCCGGGUUGUGCUGUCCUUAGCUAUGCUUGGCGCACCGGCCAUGCCGUAAUGUGUCACUAUUGGUCUAUUGCACUUCAUGUCGCCCGUUGUACAUCUUUGCUGGCGUGUCAACUGUUGGUUAAUGAGAGCUAAGAAGAAAGGUCA